AUGCGGACAGCUUGUGUACUAUUUGCGCUUGUUGGAAGUUCGCUGGCAGCGUGUCAGAACGCCGGCUUCCAAAAAUUGAGCAAUGGGAAAUGUUACAAGUUGAUCGAGGGCUCUUUUACGUAUUUCCGUGCUGCUGAGGCUUGUCAGCAACAGAAGGGACAACUUGCGACGCUUCAUAGUAAAGCUGACAACGACGCCAUCGGCAACUACCUUGCCAGCAACCUAUGGGAAGAAUCGUGGAUCGGACUGCAGUGCCAGACACAAACCGGCUGUUUUUGGGAUGAUGGCACACCUUAUGACUACACCAAUUUUAACGCGAGCCCUGACUUCUCGAAUGGACAGAAUUGUGUGAUGCUAAGGGCCGGGUUGACGUCAUUGCCUCGAGUUCGAGAUGUUUAUAACGGUUGGGCACCGAAGAGUUGUCAGACUGCUGUGGAUAAUGCGCUUUGCGAGGAAGUGCCGGCUGGUGUUCCAACAUGCGGUGAUUAUGAAGAAUUCAAUGGGUUGUGCUAUAAGUAUCACGACCGGAAAACCUGGGCUUCCGCGGAAAUGGUCUGCUCUCAGGAAGGAGGACAUUUGCCAUCAAUUCAUAAUAUUUUGGAAAAUACAUUCAUCUAUAACUUAAUGAAAAGCAUGGGCAUCGGAACGGCCGGCUGGAUUGGGCUUUAUGGGGCCGACAGCAAGACAAAUAUCUGGGCUGAUGGCUCCGACUUCAACUAUGCCAAUUUCCAAAGCGGACCAUACCAAUCGAUCACUUGCUACGCGAUGGCUACCGCUAGUUUCCUUUCUCCGCAGAAAUGGAUGGCUGAAACUUGUGAGACUUCGUUGCCAUUCAUCUGUGAGAGGGUGCCAGGGAAUCCCAUGACGAUUCCUCCAUUUGUUCCGCCGACUCCUACAACUACGACGACUACGACAACCACCACUACUACUACUACUACUACCACAAUGGCUCCAACCACCCCGGCUGAACAAUCGACAAUGACUUUCCCUUCAGCACCAUCUGUCCCUGCCCAAUCCACCACAACACUGCCAACCGUUCCUCCAGUUUCCGUUGUCACCCCGGGCUCCAAUACGACGAUGCCAAGACGGAAAACUGAUGCCGGCAUCACCGGCACCACCAUUAGCGAUUACCCCACGUUCUUGCCGAAGCUU
Messenger RNA from Mesorhabditis spiculigera, 1152 nucleotides. The record is from the annotation of a GenBank genome assembly. NCBI's taxonomy places the organism in Eukaryota, Metazoa, Nematoda, Chromadorea, Rhabditida, Rhabditidae.